Messenger RNA from Cordyceps militaris CM01, 1464 nucleotides. Its product is annotated as zinc knuckle transcription factor (CnjB), putative. Bases 1 to 1464 code for a protein of 487 amino acids. Lineage: Eukaryota; Fungi; Ascomycota; Sordariomycetes; Hypocreales; Cordycipitaceae. The record is from RefSeq and is a predicted model, not a curated record. Gene Ontology annotation, molecular function: single-stranded RNA binding; zinc ion binding; translation regulator activity. The transcript is spliced from 7 exons. Gene Ontology annotation, cellular component: cytoplasm. Gene Ontology annotation, biological process: positive regulation of cytoplasmic translation.
AUGUCGAACUGGGACAACGGCCCAGUUCAGGUUGAGAGUCAAUGGACCGGGAGUAACAGCAACUGGAACAGCCAGCCCGCCGGCGGCUUCAGUGGAAAUGACUAUGCUGCUGACAGUCAUGCGUUUGACAAUGGCGGAAACAAUGGUGGAAACCAAGGGUACAAUGAUCAAGACGGCCCCGGCGACAAUAAGUGCUUCUCGUGUGGCGAAGAAGGACACCGCAAAUUCGAGUGUCCCAAUGCCCCCCAGAUGACCUGCAACUACUGCAAGGAGCCGGGCCAUAUGGCUAAGGAAUGCCCAACGAAGCCCGCUAUGAGCUGCAACAACUGUGGCGAAGAAGGGCACAUGAGCAAGGAUUGCACAAAUCCAAGGAAGAUUGAUCGCAGCGGCGUUGCCGACAUGGACGCUGAGGCUGCAUGGGAAAUGAUUAAACGAGCGGCAGCCGAGCAAGAUGCAGAGGACGCAAAGGAAGGUAUCCAGGCCUACGUGAAGGCUCUGAAUGGCAGAAUCACCUAUCGGGAGCUCCAAGAGGCGCUCAUUGAUAACAAGAUCAACCUGUGGCUCAUCUCGACGGAGAAAUCGUUGAUCGAAAUCUUCACAAACAUGGACCUACAAGGCAACAUGGGUAAGAAGUACACGAUCUCUUACAGAUUCUCCGACCAGCCUCAGAGACCUCGAGAGAUCGAGGGUUGGCCAAAAAGCAUUGAAGAGAUCCUGUCUCGCCUCGACGAUGCAGGCGACGUUGUCGACAGUGGAAGGCCCAAGUGUAGCAACUGCGAUGAGCUUGGGCAUAUCGCAAAGCAGUGCCCUCAGGAAAAAGUUGUGCGCGAAGUAAAGGUCCAAACUUGCUACAACUGCAGCGGAGAAGGUCAUCGAGUUCGUGAUUGUCCUGAGCCUCGUAAGGAUCGCUUUGCUUGCAGAAACUGCGGGUAUGUCAACAUGUCUCCUCGAUCCCCUUAUCUUUUUAUCGAUGUUAAUGUUGGUGAUAGCAAAUCUGGCCAUAGGGCUACCGACUGCGAGGAGGAGCCGAACCUUGACAACGUCACCUGCCGCAAAUGCGAAGAGACCGGACACUUUGCAAAGGAUUGCCCCAAGGGCGGCGCCCGUGGCUGCAGAAACUGCGGCCAAGAGGGCCACUUUGCGGCCGACUGCGACCAGCCGCCGAAUCUCGACAACGUUGUGUGCCGCAACUGUGAGAAGAAUGGUCACUUCAGCCGUGACUGCCCGGAGCCGAAAGACUGGUCUAAAGUCAAGUGCUCCAACUGCCAGGAGUUUGGACACACCAAAGUUCGAUGCAAGCAGCCUCCGGCAGACCAGCCUGACAAUGACACUGGCGGCGGUUUUGAUGGAAACGCCGGUGGUGAUUCUGGGGCAGGUGGCGGCUGGAACAAUGGUGGUGACAGUGGCAAUGGUGGUGACUACGGUCAGCAGAAUUUCAGCAGUGGUGGCGGCGACGGGUGGUAA